AUGGUCUUCGUCUCGGUCAAACCAAACAUGGUCAGCACGGUUUUGAAGGAAAUCUCGCCGGUCGUCACCCAACACAUGCUGGUCUCGCUCGCGGCUGGCAUAUCGGUCGGGUUCAUCGAAAGUAAACUUCCGGUGGGAACACGCGUCAUCCGGGCUAUGCCCAACACUCCGUGCGGAAUCGGGCAAGGCGCGACCAUGUACACAUCGGGAAGCGCAGUUAAACCCGAAGACAAGGCUUUGAUUGAGAAAUACUUUAACAGUCUUGGCUACUGCAUGGAAGGGGACGAAACAAUGAUAGACGCUGUGAUGGCCGUGAGUGGCAGUGGUCCUGCUUACGCUUAUAUUGCAAUUGACGCAUUGGCAGAUGGCGGAGUGAAAAUGGGUCUGCCACGGGACAUAGCCAUCAAGUUGGCUGCACAGACGUUACUGGGAUCGGCGAAGCUGGUCUUGCAAGGCCGAAAGCAUCCGUCGGAAACUCAAGACGACGUAUGCUCUCCGGGGGGCACGACCAUCGACGCCAUUCACGAGCUGGAGCGGGGAGGCUUCCGGAAGUGCCUCAUCGAAGCCGUGGAGGCGGCUUGCCUUAAAGCCAAGAAACUGAACACUAUGAAUGCUGAAAAUAAAUGA
Molecule: messenger RNA, 627 nt
Organism: Strongylocentrotus purpuratus (purple sea urchin)
Lineage: Eukaryota; Metazoa; Echinodermata; Echinoidea; Camarodonta; Strongylocentrotidae
Product: pyrroline-5-carboxylate reductase 1, mitochondrial-like
Biological process (GO): L-proline biosynthetic process
Molecular function (GO): pyrroline-5-carboxylate reductase activity
Source: RefSeq, a predicted model, not a curated record